Marmota monax (woodchuck) is the source of this 4302-nucleotide messenger RNA. RefSeq names its product adhesion G protein-coupled receptor A3 (gene Adgra3). The transcript is spliced from 19 exons. Gene Ontology annotation, biological process: cell surface receptor signaling pathway; G protein-coupled receptor signaling pathway. The record is from RefSeq and is a predicted model, not a curated record. The coding region runs from base 1 to 3951 and encodes 1316 amino acids. Lineage: Eukaryota; Metazoa; Chordata; Mammalia; Rodentia; Sciuridae. Gene Ontology annotation, cellular component: external side of plasma membrane; plasma membrane. Gene Ontology annotation, molecular function: protein binding; G protein-coupled receptor activity.
AUGGAGCCGCCCGGGCGCCCGCGGGGCCGCGCGCCGCCGCCGCUGCUGCUGCCGCUCGCGCUGCUCGCAGUGCUGGGAGGCGGCGGCGGGGCCGCGGCGCUGCCCCCGGGCUGCAAGCACGACGGGCGGCCCCGAGGGACCGGCAGGGCGGCGGGCGCCGCCGAGGGCAAGGUGGUGUGCAGCAGCCUGGAGCUCGCGCAGGUCCUGCCCCCGGACACGCUGCCCAACCGCACGGUCACCCUGAUUCUGAGCAACAAUAAAAUAUCUGAGCUGAAGAAUGGCUCGUUUUCCGGGUUAAGUCUCCUUGAAAGAUUGGAUCUCCGGAACAAUCUGAUAAGCAGUAUAGAUCCAGGUGCCUUUUGGGGACUGUCAUCACUAAAAAGAUUGGACCUGACAAACAAUCGGAUAGGAUGUCUAAAUGCAGACAUAUUUCGAGGACUUACCAAUCUGGUUCGGCUGAAUCUUUCAGGGAAUUUGUUUUCUUCACUUUCUCAAGGAACUUUUGAUUAUCUUGGCUCAUUACGGUCCUUAGAAUUUCAGACAGAGUAUCUUUUGUGUGACUGCAACAUAUUGUGGAUGCAUCGCUGGGUAAAGGAGAGGAACAUCACUGUGCGGGACACCAGGUGUGUUUAUCCUAAGUCACUGCAGGCCCAGCCAGUCACAGGAGUGAAGCAGGAGCUAUUGACAUGCGAUCCACCCCUUGAACUACCCUCAUUUUAUAUGACUCCAUCACAUCGGCAAGUUGUGUUUGAAGGAGACAGCCUUCCCUUCCAGUGCAUGGCUUCAUACAUUGACCAGGACAUGCAAGUGCUGUGGUAUCAGGACGGGCGAAUAGUUGAAACUGAUGAAUCGCAAGGCAUCUUUGUUGAAAAGAACAUGAUUCACAACUGCUCCUUGAUUGCAAGUGCCCUAACCAUUUCUAAUAUUCAGGCUGGAUCUACUGGAAAUUGGGGCUGUCAUGUCCAGAGCAAACGCGGGAACAACACAAGAACUGUCGAUAUUGUGGUCUUAGAAAGCUCUGCACAGUACUGUCCUCCGGAGAGGGUGGUAAAUAAUAAAGGUGAUUUCAGAUGGCCCAGGACGUUGGCAGGCAUUACCGCAUAUCUGCAGUGUACCCGGAACACCCACGGCAGUGGCAUCUAUCCUGGAAACCCUCAGGAUGAGAGAAAGGCUUGGCGCCGAUGUGACAGAGGUGGCUUUUGGGCAGAUGAUGAUUAUUCUCGCUGCCAGUAUGCAAAUGACGUCACUAGAGUCCUUUAUAUGUUUAAUCAGAUGCCCCUCAAUCUUACAAAUGCUGUGGCAACAGCUCGGCAGUUGCUGGCUUACACCGUGGAAGCAGCCAACUUUUCUGACAAGAUGGAUGUUAUCUUUGUGGCUGAAAUGAUAGAAAAAUUUGGAAGAUUUACCAAAGAAGAAAAAUCAAAAGAGCUAGGGGACGUGAUGGUUGACAUCGCAAGCAAUAUCAUGUUGGCUGAUGAGCGGGUCCUGUGGCUGGCGCAGAGGGAAGCGAGAGCCUGCAGUCGGAUUGUUCAGUGUCUACAGCGCAUCGCUACCUACCGGCUCGCCAGUGGGGCUCAUGUUUAUUCAACAUAUUCACCCAAUAUUGCUCUGGAGGCUUAUGUCAUCAAGGCCGCUGGCUUCACCGGGAUGACCUGCACCGUGUUCCAGAAAGUGGCAGCUUCCGACCGCACAGGACUUUCUGAUUAUGGGAGGCGGGAUCCAGAUGGGAACCUAGACAAGCAGCUGAGCUUCAAGUGCAACGUUUCAAAUACGUUUUCAAGUCUGGCACUAAAGAAUACUAUUGUGGAGGCUUCUAUUCAGCUUCCUCCUUCCCUUUUCUCACCAAAGCAAAAAAGAGAGGUUAGAUCACCCGAUGACUCUCUCUACAAGCUUCAGCUCAUUGCAUUCCGUAAUGGGAAGCUCUUUCCAGCCACUGGAAAUUCGACCAACUUGGCUGACGAUGGGAAGCGGCGCACAGUGGUCACCCCUGUGAUUCUCACCAAGAUAGAUGGUGUGAAUGUAGAUACCCACCACGUCCCUGUUAAUGUGACACUGCGUCGCAUCGCACAUGGAACAGAUGCCAUUGCAGCCCAGUGGGAUUUUGAUUUGCUGAAUGGACAAGGAGGCUGGAAGUCAGAUGGGUGCCGUAUACUCUACUCAGAUGAAAAUAUCACUACAAUUCAGUGCUACUCCCUCAGUAACUACGCAGUUUUAAUGGACUUGACAGGAUCCGAGCUGUACACCCAGGCAGCCAGUCUCUUGCAUCCUGUGGUUUACACCACUGCCAUCAUCCUCCUCUUGUGUCUCUUGGCCGUCAUGGUCAGCUACGUGCACCAUCAUAGUUUGAUCAGGAUCAGCCUCAAGAGCUGGCACAUGCUCGUGAACUUGUGCUUUCAUAUUUUUCUGACCUGUGUGGUCUUCGUGGGAGGAAUAACCCAAACCAGAAAUGCCAGCGUCUGCCAAGCAGUCGGGAUAGUUCUCCACUACUCCACCCUUGCCACAGUCCUGUGGGUGGGAGUGACCGCUCGAAACAUCUACAAACAAGUCACCAAGAAAGCUAAGAGGUGCCAGGAUCCUGAUGAGCCACCCCCUCCACCAAGACCGAUGCUCAGGUUCUACCUGAUCGGUGGUGGGAUUCCCAUCAUAGUUUGUGGCAUAACAGCAGCAGCCAACAUCAGGAAUUACGGCAGUCGGCCAAGUGCACCCUAUUGCUGGAUGGCGUGGGAACCCUCCUUGGGAGCCUUCUACGGACCUGCCAGCUUCAUCACUUUUGUAAACUGUAUGUACUUUCUAAGCAUAUUUAUUCAGUUGAAAAGACACCCUGAGCGCAAAUAUGAGCUUAAGGAGCCCCCAGAGGAGCAGCAGAGAUUGGCAGCCAAUGAAAAUGGGGAAAUAAACCAUCAGGAUUCAAUGUCUUUGUCUCUGAUUUCUACGUCAGCCUUGGAAAACGAGCACACUUUUCAUUCUCAGCUUUUGGGGGCGAGCCUUACUUUGCUCUUGUAUGUCGCUCUGUGGAUGUUCGGGGCCCUGGCGGUCUCUUUGUAUUAUCCUCUGGACUUGGUUUUUAGCUUCUUCUUUGGAGCCACGUGUUUAAGCUUAAGUGCCUUCAUCAUGGUUCACCACUGUGUGAAUCGGGAGGAUGUCAGACUUGCGUGGAUCAUGACGUGCUGCCCAGGACGGAGCUCGUAUUCAAUGCAAGUCAAUGUCCAGCCCCCCAACUCCAGUGGGACAAACGGAGAGGCACCCAAGUGCACCAAUAGCAGCGCAGAGUCCUCAUGCACAAACAAAAGCGCGUCAAGCUUCAAGAAUUCCUCCCAGGGCUGUAAGUUAACAAACUUGCAGGCUGCUGCGGCACAGUGCCAUGCCAAUUCUUUACCUUUGAACUCUACACCUCAGCUUGAUAAUAGUCUCACAGAACAUUCAAUGGACAAUGAUAUUAAAAUGCACGUGGCGCCUCUAGACGUGCAGUUUCGGACAAAUGUGCACUCCAGCCGCCAUCACAAAAACCGGAGUAAAGGACACCGGGCAAGCCGGCUCACGGUCCUGAGAGAGUAUGCCUACGAUGUCCCAACCAGUGUGGAGGGAAGCGUGCAGAACGGCUUGCCUAAGAGUCGGCCGGGCAACAGCGAAGGACAUUCGAGAAGUCGGAGAGCUUAUUUAGCCUACAGAGAGAGGCAGUACAACCCACCCCAACAAGACAGUAGUGAUGCUUGUAGCACACUUCCCAAAAGUAGCCGGAAUUUUGAAAAGCCUGUUUCCACUAGCAGUAAAAAAGAUGCAUUAAGGAAGUCAACUGUAGUUGAACUUGAAAGUCAGCAGAAGUCUUAUGGCCUCAACUUGGCCAUUCAGAACGGACCAGUUAAAAGCAGCGGGCAGGAAGGCCCCCUGCUAGGUACCGAUGGCACUGGCAAUGUCAGGACUGGAUUAUGGAAACACGAAACUACUGUGUAGCUUUGCUGGGCUUUCCUAGGCAGAAACCAGUAUAAACUGUGAUAUUCACAUUCCUUUAAGCUAUGAACGUUUGAAAUAAACUGUUUACAGACACCUUAGGGAUUCAAAACAAUUUUGAAUAAACUUCUAAGUUUUGAAUUUUACUUACGUUGUAUCCCCAAAUUCUUGCCUUUUUUUUUUUUUUUUUUUUUUUUAGGAAUUAAAAAAAACCCUUUAAAGCAUUGUUUUAUUUUGUCAAAAAGUCCCAGCAGAACAUUUUGGGAAUCGGAGAUGUAAUUUCUUUGAAUCUGUAAUACCUACUUAUCACAUUUCAGCCUUGUAUUUAAUAAAAUAAAUAGGUGUUUGUCAUUA